AUUCUUUUUAUAUUAUAUACAUACACACAUAGGGAACAGAAAAGAGAGAUUCACAAUUCAUAUACAACAACAAUAUAUAAACCCACUGAUAUUCAUUCACAGGGGAGUCGAGAGAAAUAUAUUCAUAUAUACAUCAAAGCCAUUCUCUUGGAUCUUGUUCGCAACACCCACAGCUCACCACUCCAAAUUCACGCACCCACACACGAAAACAACAAGAAAAGGAGUAAAAAUGGAGAUGAUUUGAGAGAUUCAGUCGUCCCCCUUCAGAUUUCAGGUGAAAUCUCAUCGGAAUCGGCGCCAUCGUGGAUCCAGUUGGUCCGUUUGAUAAGUCCGGUUUGAAAUUCUCAAUAUUUUUUUUCUUCCGUCGUUCUCUAGCUAAAUCUUGCUGGAAAAUAGUGAGUUCGCCAGAAUCUAUUUUGGUUGGUCGUUUGCUGCCUCCGUCUGAGUUCACCGAAACUCAGACUAUACCAGAUCUGGUCCUCCGUUCGGUUGAUUGAGGAUUUUGGUUCAUCUGUUUUAGUGUCAUUUCUCUCGAAAUCGGUCUUGGGUACCUCAGCUUUUUUCUUUCCUCGUUGAAAUUAAGGCUGACUUGCUAAGUCGUUACGCUGGUCGGGUUUUGUUGGUUUGCAUACUAUUUUGGAAUUUUGGAUAUCGUUUGGACUCGGUCAGAUUUUUGGUGUUCAAUUUUGGAUUGCUGUUUCACUAUUCAAGUCGGAUCGUCAUUUUUGAGGUUCUAUUCGAAAUUUUGAGUCCGGAUUUCUUUAUUAUCGUACAAGAACGUUCUAUCGAGGAGCCUGCCUAAAGAACAAGGUGAUGAAAUAGCAAGUCAGGAGCCCGCCUAAAGAAUAGAGUGAAGAAACGAAAAGUCAAGAAACAAAGUGAUGAAAUAGCAAGUCAGGAGCCCGCCUGGAGAAUAGGGUGAAGAAAUAAAAAGUCAAGCAACAAAGUGAAGCAAAUGAAAGCCAAGAAACAAGUUGAAAUAAAUUGCAAGUCAGGAGCCCGCCUGAAGAAUAGGGUGAUAAAAGCCGAGUCAAGAGCCAACUGAAGCUUUAUAGUUAGGAUUUUGUAAUUUCAUUUAUUUUUUAACUUGUGAUUUUCAUUUUUGAUGUAACGACAGAGCCGCGGACCGGAACCUCUAUGGAACCUCACUCGACUCUCCAACUCGGUAUAGUCCAAUUCUCUUCCAACCCUUUGAGAUACUUGUGACUUCCUCAUGACUUGGGUAGAUAGGGUGUCCGAAAGGAUUCGAUUGUCCUUCUUUCUUUUGCUCCUCUCUUUGAAUAAAGAUCGGUACAAAAUUUGGUCUCGUUGUUUACUUCUUUGUCUGAAAACACUAUGUGUUUACAUUCAAAGGGGGCAUGAUGUAGACACGUAAUUUCGUCCCUCUCCGAUAUCAUUUUACCCAUUUUUACCUUACCCUACCCAUGUAAUUACAUUCCACAAAAAUACAAAAAAUAACUCUCAACAAAAUCCCUAACAAACUUUUAUUCUUUUUAACAUCCUAACAACACUUUCAAUUAAAAUAAGACACAUUAUCCAUACCUCUACCCUCACCACCCCAUACCCCACAUGGCCCCCCCUCACAUUCCUUGGUCACAAAGGAAAAGAAAACGGACAGCUGUACAAAAGUGGAAGAAUUUUGUUCUCUUUAGGGGGAUUCUUUUUUUAUUAUAUACAUAUACACAUAGGGAACGGAAAAGAGAGAUUCACAAUUCAUAUACAACAACAAUAUAUAAACCCACUGAUAUUCAUUUUUUUUAGCUGAUGUGACAACUUUGACGUGAGCCUCAUUUUUAUGUAAUAAAGGUUUCGUGUCAGCACAAAAGGGUAACAAAAGAAUACUAAAAUUGAAUUCAGAGGAUAAUAACACCCAUAUGAAAUUGAAGAGUAUCGUAGCAACUUUGAGUAUAGUUUGGUUACUAAAUGCUUAUCUCUAAUUCAUUGCUUUCAAAAUAGGAACAGGUCCAUGUAGGGUAGAGUUAACAGUAGUACAUCAAUUAUUAGCUUUCAUUUUCCUACCUUGUAUUCAAUUUCUACUUUUUUCUACUGAUUCUUACUCCAACCAAUUUCAUCUACUUGCUCCAUUCCCCCUCACCACUCAUUUUCUCCUACCUUUGUUUCCUUGUAAGUCUAGUCCACAAAAGAAAAAAAAAAGAAGAAAAUUCGUAGAAUUCAGACUUCAGAGGAUCUAGGGAAAGACACAGGAGGCUGUUUUUCUUUAUUAGACUAGCCAGUGAAGAAUUACUUAAGAGAUGGCUAUGGAAAUCUUAUCUACUAUUUUGAGGCCAGUCGCAGAACACUUGAUACUACCAGUUGCGCAACAGAUUGGGUAUUUAUUUUACUAUAGGAGCAACAUCAGGUCUCUGGAUGAAGAAUCUAAGAAGCUGGAGGGUAUCAGAAGUGGGGUGCAGCAAAGAGUGGAGGCUGCCCGGAGAAACUUGCAAGUCAUUUCACCCCAUGUUGAGAACUGGUUAACUAGUGUUGAUACUACUACUGCUGAUGUGGCAGUUGUAAUGAGAAGUCGAACUGAGGUUGAAAGGGGUUGCAUCUAUGGUAGGUGUCCAACAUUAAAGUCACGUUACUUGCUGAGCAGGAGAGCCAAGAAAAUUACACUGGAAGUGACUAAACUUCAAAAUGAAGGUGACAACCAUGUUGUUUUCUGCAAUACUGUACCAGAUGUUGAACCUAGAAACAGUGUUGAGAAGUUCGACUCCAGAAAACAGAAGGAGGAAGAGGUCUUGGCAACUUUGAGAGAUGAAAGGGUCACUAUUGUUGGGAUAUGUGGUAUGGGUGGUGUUGGUAAAACAACACUGGCUGAGAAAGUAAGAGCAAGGGCAAAACAAGCAGGGUUCUUUAAUGAUGUUGUCAUGGUAACUGUCAAUCAACAACAAAAAGACAUUAAAAAAAUACAGGGUGAGAUCGCCAGAGGAGUCGGUCUAACAUUAGAAGGGGACGAUUUGUUGCAGCGUGGAGAUCAGCUGUGUUCAAGGUUAAUGCAGAAGGACAGUCGCGUCCUUGUAAUUUUGGAUGAUGUUUGGGAGGUUGUUGAUCUAAAGAGGCUUGGCAUUCCCAGUGGCAGCGACCACAACUAUCAGUGCAAAGUGACAUUGACGACGCGCUUCCGAGAUGUUUGUGUCAAUAUGGAUGCUCAAAAGAUUGUAGAUGUUGCAAUCUUACCUGAUCAAGAAGCAUGGGUACUUUUUAGGCAGAAAGGUUUAUUAGAUCCCUCUCUUCCUGAUAUAGCAAAAGCCGUUGCCAAAGAAUGCAAGGGGCUGCCUCCUGCAAUUGUUACUGUUGCAGGAGCACUAAAGGGUAAAACGAAGCCUUCAUGGGAGGAUGCCCUUUUAGAAUUACAAAAAGCAGCACCAAAAAAUAUCCCAAGAGUGCUUACAGAGGUGUAUCAACCUCUGAAGACAAGCUGUAAUCACUUGAGUGAUGAAGCCAAGGUUGUCUUUUUGCUUUGUUCCUUGUUUGAGGAGGAUAGUGAUAUUUGGACUGAAGAAUUACUUAGAUAUGGAAUGGGGCUUGGAAUCUUUUCGGAAUGCAAAAAUUUAGAACGUGCAAGAAAUAGGGUGUCUAAUCUGUUAGAAACAUUGAAAAAUUGUUUCUUGCUAUCCCAAGGUUCAAACAAAAAUUAUGUCAAAAUGCAUGAUGUGGUCCGGGACAUGGCUAUACAUAUUGCAUCUGAGGAACAUGAGUUUAUGGUAAAUCACAACGUAAACUCAGAGGAGUUCCCGAGAAAAGACUCUUACGAGCAAUACAGUCACAUGUCAAUUGUUGCAAAUAAAUUUGAUGAGCGUCCCAUACCAAUAUCUUGCCCACGACUGAAGCUUCUGAUGUUAAAACUCUGUUUCGAAGAGGGCUUCAUAUUACAGGAUGAUUUUUUUGAUGGAAUGAGUGAACUCAGUGUCAUAAAACUGAGUGGAUAUGGUCGAAACUCCAUUCUGCCCUUUCCAUCAUCCAUUCAGAGGUUGUCAAAUCUGAGCACGCCUUGGCUGAGUAAUCUAAGGCUGGAUGACGUGUCCAUUAUUGGGAAACUUGUCACUUUAGAAAUUCUCAGCAUCAGAGGUUCUGACUUACAGGAGAUUCCAGUGGAGAUCGGAAACUUGGCCAAUCUAACUAUGUUAGAGUAUUGGAAUAUUGGUUACAGAAAACGUAUGAGGAUUUCACCAGGGGUCUUAUCAAGACUAGUUCGAUUGGAGGAACUACAUAUGAUGAGAGUAAAAGAUUGUAGUUACUCCACCUUGAGGGAGCUGGAAUCGUUAUCGAGAUUGACUGCACUGACCUUAGAUGGAUGUUCUAAAGAUGUGAUUUACAGUAACUUGGGCCUUUCCUCCAAGUUGACACGGUAUGCUCUUGACGUGAAUGGACGCUACACGAUCACUUCAUUCAUGGAAACUUACAACAAGGCUAUCAAUCUAGACAUCACCGAGGGCACCCAAUUGGGUGAUUGGAUCCGCCUCCUGUUGAGGAAUAGCGAAGUUGUACAUUCAAGAGGAAAGGGCUCCAAGAAUGUAGUGGUCGAGUUGCAGAAUGUGAAAGAUCGCAGGCUGGCUUUUUGUGAUUCAUUGAAUAUCCACUGUCAGAAUAACAUUCCAUUCCCCAAACUCGAAAAGCUGGAGGUAAGCUAUUGUGAUCACCUACGUCAUCUUUUUCGUGCGUCCUUGGCUUGCCCAGAUGACGAAGAAGAGGGGAUCUCUCGAAGGACACAUAUCAUACCCGACGUAAUCAAGUUCCCCAAUUUACAUAGCUUGAAACUUGAUGAUCUGGACUGCUUCACACACUUUUGCAGUGACACUGUUGAGGGCAUUGAGUUCUCUCUGUUACGGGAAAUGCAUUUGAAGGAAUUACGAGAGUUCCAAAAUUUCUGGCCAACAGCCAACAAUGCGAUCACCAACUCAAAUCCUCUUUUUAAUGAAAAGGUUUCUUGUCCCAACCUGGAAGUGCUAGAACUCAAUGAGGCUAACAGCAUAACUGCUCUAUGCUCUCACCAACUUCCAACUGCCUACUUCAGCAAACUUGAGACAUUGCAAGUAAGGUAUUGUGGAAAAUUGAGAAACUUGAUGUCUCCAUCAGUGGCUAGAGGUCUUCUGAAUCUCUGAACACUAUGGAUAAAAGCAUGCCAAUCAAUGGAAGAAGUGAUCGUAGAAGAAGAAGAACAAGGAGAUGAAAUCAUGUGUAAUGACCUCUUAUUUCCCGUGUUGGAUAAGCUGCAACUUCGCGAUCUGCCAAAGCUGGGGCAUUUCAUUCUGACUAAGCAAACUCUUGAAUUCCCAUUUCUUAGAGAAGUGGAUAUUAGUAUAUGCACUAAAAUGAAGGCAUUUAUCCAACAAGGAACUGUCAGCACACCGAGUCUUGAAAGUGUGAACAAUGAUGAUGACCUGAAAGUAGUUGAUACGAUGUUCAAUUCUAAGGUUUCUUGUCCCAACCUGGAAGUGGUAAAACUCUAUGAGGCCAAUAGCAUAACUGCUCUGUGCUCUCACGAACUUCCAACUGCCUCCUUCAGCAAACUUGAAGCCUUGGAAGUAGAAAAUUGUGGAAAACUGAGAAACUUGAUGUCUCCAUCAGUGGCCAGAGGUCUUCUGAAUCUCCGAAUGCUAUAUAUAGGAUACUGCCAAUCAAUUGAAGAAGUGAUCACAGAAGAGGAACAACAAGGAGAUGAAAUCAUGUGUCAUGAACCCUUAUUUCCCCGAUUGGAAAAGCUGAAACUUCACAAUUUGCUAAAGUUGGGGCAUUUCAUUCUGACUAAGCAUGCUCUUAAAUUUCCAUUUCUUAAAGAAGUGGAUAUUCGUGUAUGCCUUAAAAUGAAGGCAUUUAUCCAACAAGGAUCUGUCAGCACACCGAGUCUCGAAAGUGUGAACAGUGAUGAUGAGCUGAAAGUUGUUGAUCUCAAUAAAGCGAUGUUCAAUUCUAAGGUUUCUUGUCCCAACCUAAAAGUGCUAAAACUCUAUGAGGCUUACAGCAUAAGUUCUCUAUGCUCUCAACAACUUCCAACUGCCUAUUUCAGCAAACUUGAGACAUUGGAAGUAAAUAAUUGUGGAAAAUUGAGAAACUUGAUGUCUCCGUCAGUGGCCAGAGGUCUUCUGAAUCUCCGAAUACUAUGGAUACAAGACUGCCAAUCAAUGGAAGUGAUCGCAGAAGAAGAACAAGAAGGAGAUGAAAUCAUGUGUAAUGACCUCUUAUUUCCCGUGUUGGAUAAGCUGCAACUUCGCGAUCUGCCAAAGCGGCAUUUCAUUCUGACUAAGCAAGCUCUUGAAUUUCCAUUUCUUAAAGAAGUGGAUAUUAGUAUAUGCACUAAAAUGAAGGCAUUUAUCCAACAGGGAACUGUCAGCACACCGAGUCUUGAAAGUAGUCUUGAAAGUGUGAACAAUGAUGAUGACCUGAAAGUAGUUGAUACGAUGUUCAAUUCUAACGUUUCUUGUCCCAACCUGGAAGUGCUAAAACUCGAUGAGGCAAACAGCAUAACUGCUCUGUUUUCUCACCAACUUCCAACUGUCUACUUCAGCAAACUUGUAACCUUGAAAGUAGGGUGGUGUGAAAAACUGAGAAACUUGAUGUCUCCAUCAGUGGCCAGAGGCCUUCUGAAUCUCCGAACACUACGGAUAGAAAAAUGCCGAUCAAUGGAAGAAGUGAUCGUAGAAGAAGAACAACAAGGAGAUGAAAUCAUGUGUAAUGACCCCUUAUUUCCCGUGUUGGAUAAGUUGAAACUGUACGAUCUGCCAAAGCUGGGGCAUUUCACUCAGACUAAGCAAUCUCUUAAACUUCCAUUCCUCAGAGAAGUGCAUAUUCAUGAAUGCCCUAAAAUGAAGACAUUUAUCCAACAGGGAACUGUGAGUACGCUGAGUUUCGAAAGCGUGAACAAUGAUGAUGAGUUGAAAGUUGUUGACCUCAACAAAGAGAUGUUCAAUUCUAAGGUUUCUUGUCCCAAUCUCGAAAAUCUUUGUGUCUGGGGGGCUCACAGCAUAACUGUUCUAUGCUCUCACCAACUUCCAACUGCCUACUUUAGCAAACUGGAAAUAUUGGAUAUACAAAAUUGUGGGCAAUUGAGAAAAUUGAUGUCUCCAUCGGUGGCCAGAGUUGUUCUGAAUCUCCGAAUACUACACAUAACAAAUUGUCCAUUGAUGGAAGAAGUGAUCUCAGAAGAGGAACAACAAGGAGAAGAAAUGAAUAAUGAGCCCUUAUUUCUCCGGUUGGAAGAGUUGUACCUUGAGGGUCUACCAAAGCUGGGACAUUUCUUUCUAACUAAGCCUGCUCUUGAAUUUCCAUUUCUCGAACUAAUGAAGAUUGACCACUGCCCUGAAAUGAAAACGUUUAUCCAACAGGGAUUUGUGAGUACACCGAGCCUCAGAAGUAUGAACAAUGAUGAUGAGGUGAAAGUAGACGAUGUCAAUAGAGCGAUGUUCAAUUCUAAGGUUUCUUGUCCCAGUCUGAAAAAACUAUGUACCAGAGGGUCUCACAGCAUCUCUAUUCUAUGCUCUCACCAACUUCCAGCUGCCUACUUCAGAAAACUUGAAACAUUGGAAGUAUGGAACUAUGGCAAAUUGAGAAACUUGAUGUCUCUAUCAGUAGCCAGACGUCUUCUGAAUCUUCGAAUACUAAGGAUAAAAUCCUGCCAAUCAAUGGAAGAAGUGAUUGCAAAAGAGGAACAAGAAGGAGAAGAAAUCAUGACUAAUCAGCCUUUUUUUUCCUUGUUGCAAGAGUUGUACCUUGAUGAUCUACCAAAGCUGGAGCAUUUAUUUCGGACAAAGCAUGCUCUUGCAUUUCCAUUUCUUGGAGAAAUAUUGAUUAAUAACUGCCAUGAAAUGAAGACAUUUGUGCAACAGAGAUCUGUGAGUACACCGAGUCUCGACACUGUGACUGUGAUCAAUCAUGAUGAGGUGAAAGUAGUUGAUACAAUGUUUCAUUAUAAGGUUUCUUUUCCUAGCCUGAAAAGGUUAUCUGUUGAUGGGGCAAACAGCAUAACUGCUCUAUGCUCUCACCAACUUCCAGCUGCCUACUUCAGAAAACUUGAAAUAUUUGAAGUAUUGAACUGUGGAAAAUUGAGAAACGUGAUGUCUCCAUCAGUGGCCAGAGGUCUUUUAAAACUUCGAAUACUAAAGAUAAAAUCCUGCAAAUCAAUGGAAGAAGUGAUCACAGAAGAGGAACAAUAUCGAGAAGAAAUCAUGACUAUUCAGCCCUUAUUUUCCCUGUUGGAAGAGUUGUACCUUGAUGAUCUACCAAAGUUGGGGCAUUUCUUUCGGACAAAGCAUGCACUUGAAUUUCCAUUUCUCGGAGAAGUCCACAUUAAUAACUACCAUGAAAUGAAGGCAUUUUUCCAACAGGGGUCUGUAAGUACACCGAGUCUCGACAGUGUGACUAUGAACAAUGAUGAUGAGGUGAAAGUUGUUAAUACAAUGUUCCAUUUUAAGGUUUAUUUUCCUAUCCUGGAAAGGCUAUUUGUUUUUGGGGCUAACAACAUAACUGCUUUAAGCUCUCACCAACUUCCAGCUGCCUACUUCAGCAAACUUGAAAUAUUGGAAGUAUGGAACUGUGAACAAUUGAGAAACUUGAUGUCUACAUCAGUGGCCAGAGGUCUUCUGAAUCUUCGAAUGCUAAGGAUAAAAUCUUGCCAAUCAAUGGAAGAAGUAAUCACAGAAGAGGAACAACAAGGAGAAGAAAUCAUGACUAUUCAGCCCUUAUUUUCUCAGUUGGAACAGUUAUAUCUUGAUGAUUUACCAAAGCUAAGACAUUUCUUUCGGAUGAAGCAUGCUCUUGAAUUUCCGUUUCUUGGAAAAGUGCACAUUAAUAAUUGUCAUGAAAUGAAGACGUUUGUCCAACAAGGAUUUGUGAGUACACCGAGUCUCGACAGUGUGACUGUGAACAAUGAUGAUGAGAUGAAAGUAGUUGAUAUAAUGUUCCACUCUAAGGUUUCUUUUCCUAGCCUAGAAAAGCUAUCUGUCGAUGGGGCUAACGGCACAACUGCUCUAUGCUCUCACCAACUUCUAACUGGCUACUUAAACAAACUUGAAAUAUUGGAAGUACGUAGAUGUAGAAAAUGGAGAAAUUUGAUGUCUCCAUCAGUGGCCAGAGGUCUUCUGAAUCUCCGGAAUCUAAAGAUAGAAAAAUGCCCAUUAAUGAAUGAAGUGAUCACAGAAGAGGAACAUCAAGGAGAAGAUAUGUCUGAUGAGCCCUUAUUUCCACUGUUGGAAGAGUUGUACCUUACGGAUCUGCCAAAGCUGGGGCAUUUCUUUCUGACAAAGCACACUCUUGAAUUUUCAUUUCUCAGAGAAGUGAAUAUCCAUAAAUGCCCUGAAAUGAAUACGUUUGUUCAACAGGGAUCUGUGAGUACACCGAAUCUCGAAAUUUUGAACUAUGAUAAUGAGCUGGAAGUAGAUGAUCUGAAUAAAUGGAUACAACAGAGUUUCAAUUCUAAGGAACAACAGGAACAAGGCAAUUCUGAUGAAUACCAAUCUGAAGCUACUGAUGGCGACAAAUCUGAAGCUAGUGAGCAUGAUGAAUCUGAUGCUACUAAUGAUGAUGAAUCUGAAACUACCGAGUCUCUAAAGGGUGAACCGUGAUUUUAGGUUGAAAGUAAUGCUCUCAAGUCUCAAUAAAGCGAUAAAAAAGAUGUUCAGUUCUAAGGUUUGUCCUCAGUUCUGUGAGUACAAAUCUCAAAAGUUUGAACAACGAUUAUUAGGGUGAAAGUAGAUGAUUUAGGUCUAUAGGAAACAACCUCUCUACCUCACCUCUGAAGAUGACAGCGAAUCUUAAGCUUCAAGUUUCUUUUUUUUUUUUUUUU
Capsicum annuum is the source of this 9778-nucleotide messenger RNA. RefSeq lists its product as uncharacterized. Gene Ontology annotation, molecular function: ADP binding. The record is from RefSeq and is a predicted model, not a curated record. Lineage: Eukaryota; Viridiplantae; Streptophyta; Magnoliopsida; Solanales; Solanaceae.